Messenger RNA from Dermacentor silvarum, 1831 nucleotides. RefSeq names its product zinc finger protein 84. NCBI's taxonomy places the organism in Eukaryota, Metazoa, Arthropoda, Arachnida, Ixodida, Ixodidae. The transcript has 6 exons. The coding region runs from base 243 to 1658 and encodes 471 amino acids. The record is from RefSeq and is a predicted model, not a curated record.
CGUUCGCCGCGGUCUCUUGUUCUUUCAUCGCUGCUGCACGUUAUUACGAGAGAUAGCUGCUACUCGCUCGCAUGUUCGGCGGUACGUCCGCCGCUCGUACUCCCGCAGCGUCAAGCCUCAGUUUCAACUAUCUUUCGUUACCUUGUGCUUACCACGUAAUGUAAUAGUAAUUAACUGAAGAGCUGAUAUUGGCAGCGUCGAAGCCUAAUAGCGAUUCGACUGUUUAAGCGAGGCGUACUGGUAUGGCCGAUAAUCGUGCAUCUGAUCCCACCUCGACAGCGUCCAGCUCCGAUGGCCACGCAUCGCCGAUUACAGGCUGCGCUGGCUUUCAGCAAGUUUCAGUGAGCGCUCAGUACAGUACAAGGAUACCUGACGGGACCAGAGAUGCUCAAGUGGCGCGUGAAGCGAAAUACCCCAACUCCUCAAAAACGUGUCAAGCGUGUGGCAAGAUUUUCACCAAGCCCGCGCACCUACAAAGUCACCUCCUCACACACACGGGUGAAAAGCCGUAUCAGUGCUCGGCGUGCGGCAAGAAAUUCAGGCGGAAGCAACACCUCGAGGCUCACUGGCGAACGCACACAGGCGAGAAACCGUACAAGUGUCAUUUGUGUCCGCGUGAUUUCAAUCAGAAGUCGUCGCUGAACGAGCACGUGCUGACACACACCGGUAAGAAGCGGCACGAGUGUCCAGUCUGCGGCCGCAAAUUUAGCCGCAAAUAUGUUCUCAAUCGGCACAAGGGAACACGCUGGUGCCACAAGAAAAUUUGGGACGAGAAAGUGAAGAUGAGGAGCGGAAGGGCGUGCCUGGUUGUCGGUGAUGGUUACAAAAUUGUGCGGAAUGGCGACAUUUCCAACGAGCAGAACGUCAACAAGCGGGUGGCGAAAUUUGCGAAAGAACGUGGCAACGGGCGUCGGCCGGUGCAAUGCGCAUCGUCAUCAGCGUGUUUAUUGUGCCAGGUUCUGCUUCGAACGUCGGUCAACUUGCCGAACUGCACUCCAGAGGCCUUCACUCUGGUCAAAGACAUCAUCUCAAGUCACUCGGCAACAAUCGUCCGUCAACUGCAAACUAUGGGCCCUACGCGCAGCAAAAAAGCAACGCGUAAACGUCGUACUGGAACGUCAAAUUACGCCACUGCCAUCGAUGGCGACGUACGAGUUUCAAGUGGCACCAAGGAAACCCGCGCAAAGCGUGAUAGGAAGCUCAUCAACGUCAAGUUCCACGAGUGCGACAUAUGCCACAAGGUUUUGAGCGUCAAGUCCUCAAUUCGGGACCACCUGGCCACGCACACCGGCGACAAGCGUCACACGUGCGCCGCGUGCGGCCGGAAGUUCACCCAGAAGUCGCACCUGCUCGCGCACGCAAGCACGCAUUCCGGCGAAAAACCGUACGCGUGCCUCGACUGCGGACUCCAGUUCGCUCGGAAAGGAACCCUCAAGUGCCACGCGCGGAGGCACACGGGCGAGCGACCCUACGCCUGCCGCUUGUGCCCGGCCACCUUUUCCCGCACAACUGUGCUGAGCAAACACGUGCGCACCCACACCGGCGAAAAGCCGCACAGUUGCCUCGAGUGUGGAAGGAAAUUCGCCGAAAGCGGAAACCUCGCUCGGCAUUUGCGAGUGCACGCGGCCGACAGAGUCCGGGCAGGUGUCACCUCUUGACAAGGCUUAACAUUAGCACCGACCAGCUGCCACCUCUUGACAAGGCUUAACAUUAGCACCAAUCAGCUGCCACCUCUUGACAAGGCUUAACAUUAGCACCAAUCAGCCGCAUGGUCAUACGAGGACGCAGAGUUCCCUUUACCUUUCAAAAGCCCUUGUUCAAAAUUUAAACC